Strongyloides ratti is the source of this 729-nucleotide messenger RNA. Its product is annotated as Phosducin-like protein. The record is from RefSeq and is a predicted model, not a curated record. NCBI's taxonomy places the organism in Eukaryota, Metazoa, Nematoda, Chromadorea, Rhabditida, Strongyloididae. The transcript has a single exon. Bases 1 to 729 code for a protein of 242 amino acids.
AUGUCUACAUUAGAAGAUAAAUUAUUAAAUGGUCCAACAAUUACCUAUUGUAGUUCUUCAGAGGAUGAAGAUGUAGAGGUGAUUUGUAAUAAUGAUGAUACAAAUUGUGGAAUAUCAGCUUCAAAUUAUGGAUUGUCUAAGAAUACAGGACCAAAAGGAGUAAAACAAGAUUAUUAUGAACAUUUACAACUUAAAAAAGAAGAAGAAAAAAUUAAGAGAGAUUUACUUGUUGUAGAGGCAAAAAAAUUUAAUUUAACAUCUUCACAAAAUAAUGAAGAAAGUGAUUCAGAGGAUGAACUUGAAAGACUUAGAAAUAAAAGAUUAAAUCAAUUAAAACAAAAAAAGUUUAAUUCUCUUAAAACACUGGAACAUUCUGGUGAAUAUUUAACUGCCAUUGAAAAUUCUCGAAACUGCCUAACAUUCAUACAUAUAUAUAAAAAAAAUUGUGAUAAUUGUGAAGAUGUUGAUUCAGCUUUAGCAAGUCUUUCCAUUCAAUAUCCUAAUCAUAAAUAUUUUCGUAUUGAAUCUUAUCUUUUACCAACUUCAGAUAAAUUUAGGCAAAAUGCUUGUCCAGCUUUACAAGUUUAUUAUAAUGAAAGUUUAGUUGGAAAUUUUAUAAGAUUUGAUAAUUAUUUUAAUGAUGAUAUUAUACCAGAAAAAGUUGUUUUAUUUUUAAAACAACAUGAUAUUUUGUUAACCAGUAGUAUUGAAGCUGAUGAGGAAUAUUAA